UGCGUUUAUCAUCUGCUAGUCACGUUAUCUAAUUUACCGAACGCACACCUGCGUGAAUGGCUGCGUGAAUGGAUUUAAAAGCAUUGGCGAAGUUGCAUUACGUUGUGUCUAUACAAAAUUUUGCGAAAAUAAUGAAGACGGGAUCAAAACAUUCUUAAAUUGAGAGUUCUCUGAUCCUUUUUCUAUAUCAGCUGUAGACGAAAUCAUUACAUGGUUAGGAACUAUUGCAGCAGAACCUGUACCUGAGAUAAAUUUACAAAAACAAAUCCCAAAACAUUACAAAAUUUGUUUAUAGAAAAUUCAGACAGUUUAGAAUUUUAUAAUGUGUUUAGAUUUUCAAUCUACAUUUAAUACGUGUGCAUUUUUAGGUUAAUUUGAUUGUAAAUACGAAUAUCGUAAACUUUAAAAAAUUUUUCCAUUAUAUAAUACUUAUCUUGGAUUACUUUUACUUUUGCGGGAUCGAUUUCGAGGAGUUGUUCUACCCCUUUUUGAUUUUUUAUUUUAAUAAAAUCUAUUUUCACAUUUUAAUUAAUCAAUGUGGAUGCAGAUAAUUAAGCUAGAUUCGCAAUGGGUGUAUUCGUUUACGCAGUACUGCAAGCAGAGCAUCCAGAGCAGGACCUCCGAAGUACCUGCGCAGAUGAGAUACAUCCCUGCGUAAACGAACGACAAACUGCGCUGCAGUUAUUUUCGCAGGCGGAGUAAACGAACGACAUCUGCGGCAGUAACUGCAUAAACGAAUGCACCCUAUAUAAGCAUAAGCAAAUGCAUAAGGAAAUGGACCAAUCAAUUUCCUUAUGCUUAUGCGUUAUGCUUUAUGCAAAAGUCUGUGCUCCGGCCAUUAUAACUGAACUAGUGCAGCUAGUUCAUAUAGCAGGUAUUCAUUUAUCUAUGUAAAAAACCGAUUUUAUACAGAACAGCUGUAUUGAACAAAUUUGAGCGUACGAGGAAAACAAUAAAACAUUUUGUUAAUUAGUAUUACUUCUAUAUCGAUUUAAUUUAUUAUAUAUUGUUAAACAUGAGCAAUAAGCAGAAAGUCCUUAUUUGUGGGGAUGUGCAAGGACAUUUCAAGACCUUAUUUUCUAAAGUAGAGGUUAUUAAUAAGAAAAAUGGUCCAUUCGAUUUCUUGCUAUGCAUUGGCAAUUUCUUUGGUGCCGAUAACUCUGAGUUGGAAUCUUAUAAAUCCAAUGAGAAAACUAUCUCGAUUCCGACGUAUUUUAUCGGCCCUAAUAGAGAGUCGGACUUGACGCACUAUCCUGACGAGGAUGGAUACGAAAUAUGUCAGAAUCUCACUUAUCUUGGAAAGCGCGGCUUGUACACUGCCGGUUCUGGUCUCAAAAUAGCAUAUCUUAGUGGUGUGGAGAAAACGUCAACUGAGAACAAAGCUAUACACUUCAGCGAGAAAGAUGUUUUGUCCAUUAACAACACUUGUUUAAAAGGCCAACCCAGUUAUCGUGGUGUAGAUAUCUUGUUAACAUCUCCAUGGCCUGAUGGAGUAACUAAUCUUGAUACUAACAAGCCAAAUUAUAAAUAUCACGGUUCCAAAUUAAUUGCUUGGCUUGCUACUCACAUUAAACCUAGAUAUCACGUAUCGGCUUUGGAAGGAAUUUAUUAUGAACGGCCACCGUAUAGAAAUCAAAGUCAAAGUGAUGAAAGUAUGGAAAUAGCAACUAGAUUCAUAGCUCUGGCGCCAGUAGUAAAUGCUCAUAAGAGGAAAUGGUUAUACGCAUUGAAUUUAACUCCUGUUGAUAGAAGUAGACUGUCUGACCUAAUUAUGAAAACAACAGAUGAGACACCAAGUCCAUAUCCCGAAUUCAUGUUGUCUGACGAUCCAACAUUGCAAAAGCAGACACAUGUGCAAUUUUUUUACAACAUGGAUUCGAGCGAUAAUACAAAGAGAAAACGGCAUCAGAACGAUGGUCUCAAUAAAAAAUCAAAGCUAGAAUUUGAUCAAUCAAAAUGCUGGUUUUGCUUAUCCAGUCCGGUGGUGUCCAAGCAUUUGGUGAUAUCUGUUGGCACUGAGAUCUAUUUGGCAUUAGCAAAGGGUGGUCUUGUGGAGGAUCAUUUCUUAAUUCUGCCAAUAACACAUCACCAGAGUUUAUCGAUUCUGCCACAAAAUGUGAAGGAAGAAAUGGAUCUCUAUAAGAAAGCCGUGGCCAGAUACUAUGAGAGCACUGACAGAGUACCCGUGUUCUUUGAGAGGAACUUUAAAAGCGCCCACUGUCAACUGCAAGCUGCACCAGUUCACAAAAAUCAAGCACCUGCAUUAAAGGAAAUGUUUGAGGAAUUAGCCGAAUGUAACAAUUUCAAAAUAUCAGAGCUACCGCAGCAUACAGAUUUACAACAGGUUGCAAAACCGGGUAUUCUAUAUUUUUAUGCAGAACUGCCGAAUGGAACAAUGUUGUAUCAUAGGAUCAAAAAUGACUUCCCGUUGCAAUUCGGCCGAGAAGUAUUAGCAUCCGAUAGGAUCUUAGAUAUCAAUGAUAGGACCGACUGGAAGGAUUGUCACAUGAGUCAAGAGGAAGAGAUGGAGAUAGCAAAAAAAAUUAGAAAACAAUUUGCACCAUUUGACAUAGAUACUUAAAAAUUUGUAUGACUUAUUUUUAGAAUUUAAUGUAUAUACUUAUCUAUGUGUGAAACCUGAUUAUAAUCAAUAUUUUGUAAUUUAUUUUUUACCUUAGUUUUUAUAUGUAUCCAAUAUUUGAAAUAUGUACAUAGCUUAGGAAUACACAGAUUUAUGGCACAAAAACAGUGAAGAAAUAAACUUCAUAUUAAAAUUGA
Linepithema humile (Argentine ant) is the source of this 2778-nucleotide messenger RNA. Its product is annotated as CWF19-like protein 1. The record is from RefSeq and is a predicted model, not a curated record. Gene Ontology annotation, molecular function: RNA lariat debranching enzyme activator activity. Gene Ontology annotation, biological process: mRNA splicing, via spliceosome. Gene Ontology annotation, cellular component: post-mRNA release spliceosomal complex. NCBI's taxonomy places the organism in Eukaryota, Metazoa, Arthropoda, Insecta, Hymenoptera, Formicidae.